CUGGGUGUCACGUCACGGUCUCGUAAAGUGCACCGACUGAGCUCCGCGCCCCGCCGCGUCCUCUCGCAGGGGUCACACGCACUCAGCCGCGGCUCCUCUUUAGCGUGCGUUGUUACCGGGGCGGAGAGUGCAGCUUGUCGGGGGGACAGAGGACGCAGCUGUCACAUGCUGGACCCAACGCUUCCUCGAAGCUAAGCAGAAAGUGUGCUAGGACUCGAGUUUAAAGACCACAUCGCGUCAAAUGGGAAAGGCUGAAAUCGGCUUAGCGGUCGUUAGUGUUUUGAAAUAAGACGCUUUCAAAGUCGUGCGCCACGGACGCGUCGUUCAGGCUGCAGCGCGUUCGGUGGUUUUGAGUACCGUUACCGGGGAGACGGUAGCUACGACGACGGGUCGCUUUAAAUACUUGUGAGGCAACAUUUUUUGUAAGCGGUAAAGCCCUCGAUAAGAAUCAAACCAACGGGGCCAUUGCAUCUGCCGGAACUGAGCCGAGGGCACCAUAAGGACGGGAUCGAAGCAGCAUGGUUACCACAAAGGGAGCAGGUCUGAACCCCAAUGCUAAGGUGUGGCAGGAGAUGCCUGCUCACCAGAAUGACGUCCCAGAGGAGACCGAGGAUUCUCCGUGGCUACUGACCUACCCGCCUGCUGCUGAGAUGACAGACGGUUACGCCGACGUUCCAUCUUCAGCGGGAAAAGGAUAUGAAGCUGAAUUCCCAGACAGCACUGCUGCCUACGCCUCUGUACCCGCAGAGGGCAUUGUAAAUGGCACUGACCACUCUAAUUCUGAGUAUUUAGUCUUUGACCCUCAAUGUGACUCAGCCAUAGAUGCUGAUGCUUCUGAAGGCCAGCCAAUGUCCGAGGAGGACCUAAGAGAGUCUUUGAAGAAGCAGCUCGAGUUCUGCUUUUCUAGAGAGAACCUGUCAAAGGACCUGUACCUGAUAUCCCAGAUGGACAGUGACCAGUUUGUUCCUAUCUGGACCAUCGCUUGCAUGGAGGACAUUAAAGCUCUUACUACUGAUAUGGCUCUCAUUCUGGAUGUCCUGCGAGCUUUGCCUAUGGUGCAAGUUGAUGAACCUGGAGAGAAAGUUCGGCCAAACCAUAGUCGCUGCAUCAUCAUUUUGAGAGAGGUACCAGAGACUACACCAAUUGAGGAAGUGGAGGCUCUUUUUCAAAGUGAAAACUGUCCAAAAGUGUUAGGUGCUGAGUUUGCACACAACAGCAACUGGUACAUAACAUUUCAGUCUGAUAUGGAUGCACAGCAGGCCUACAGAUACCUAAGAGAGGAAGUAAAAACAUUCCAGGGAAAACCAAUAAUGGCCCGCAUUAAGGCCAUAAACACAUUCUUUGGUAAGAACAGCUUCCGCAGUGUGAACUCGAGUGUGUACAAUCAGCAGACUCAACCACAGGCUCAAUAUAGCGCCCCAGUUUACAUGCAGCAGGCGUACAGCCCUCAGCAGCAAUACCCCGUGUACCCAGUGGUGUCUCCCUCAUGGAACCCUGCGGUCGUCCCCUACUUUGAAACACCACUGGCACCUUUUCCACAUAGCAGUUUCAUGAAUGGUUACAGCAGUCCUGGGAACUAUGACGCAAACGCAAGCACCAUCAACAGCCAUCAAUCCAUAAGCAGGAACCGACACCAUGUUAAGGGUCACCCUAGGCCUGGAGACAUGCCUUCUCUUGCUCAAGGGCCCCUGGUGGAUGGCCUGUCUGGUCCCUUAAGUCCACGACCCUUCCAGACAUCAGCGAUUGCGACUGGCGCCACUUUGGAAACGGCCUCUCUAACCUCAUUCAGCCUUAAAGACACUUCUCCACAGGCCAUUGUACCCAGUGGAUAUCUGAGUGAGGCUCCCCGGGGCAGGAGAGGUAGCUACAGAGGCAUGAGGAGGAAAAGAGAAGAUGACAAUACUACGAGACCUGUCCCUCUGAUGGAAAUACCUCCUCCACCAAAGUUUGACCUGGCAGCUUCCAAUUUUCCUCCUUUGCCGGGAUCUGUGGCCACUAUGCUAGGAGAAACUAUGCCAGAGAUGCGCCUUUCUGAUGUUGUGCGCGGCCUAAAGGUAACCAACAAGCCUGUGAACCAAGAGGUUGCCGGGACCCGACAAACAAACAUCUCUGAAGAAGAAGCUGUCAGCAAACAAAAUGCUCUAACCCGGGUUGCUGAACCUCCUUCUGUGACCCCACAAACGGUGGAUCCACCAGUCUUAAGUGUUUCUCCUCCGGCGAAGGAAGAGGAUGUAGCUGAACCUUCUAUUCCUAAAGACGUCAUCUCGACAGCCUCGCCGGGUCCCUCCCCGACAGCCUCCGAACCCGCUUCCUCCGCCUGCAGCCAGUCUGUUUCUACAGAAGCACCUUCCUCACCUCCACCAUCUCCAACAUCGGAGCUGGGGUCAAGAAAGCUGAGCUAUGCAGAGGUGUGCCAGCGGCUGGCCAAGGAGCCGCCACCAGCACAGACGCCCUCUCCCUCCCCCCCCGCCUCCUCAGCCAACCAACCACUGCAGGAGCUCAAGGUUAACCGGGUGGAGGAGCCUCGUCCCACCUCCAGGCGCACUACAGAGAAACCCGGAGAGAGCCGCACCCCUCGCCAGCCUUUGCGCUCUUUCAGAGGGGCGAAUGGCCAAGCCCGACCCGGGACACUGAAGACUCGGGAGAAUCCGAGAGGCCUGAACACUAGCAAACCCUUCUCCCCUCACCGGGGAGCCAGACGCAGUGGCAAAGAACAGAACAUCCCCCCUAGAUCUCCAAAGUAACUGGGGAAAGAUUAACCUAUAAAACAAAGGAAAAACUAUAUUUAUGUAAAUAUAUAAUAUAUGUAAAUAGACAGAUGAAUAUAUUUCAUUUGAAAGACUUUUUCAAAGAAUCAAAAUAUUGUUGCAAACCUGAAAUACUUUUUAAGGAAGGUGCAAAUAUACUAAAUGGAGAAAACAUACUUUGCUUAAAGUAAUCGCACCGUGACGUUCCCAAAAGAUGCCUUUUAUAAACGGGCUGAAUCUGUAGUGUCUAAAUGUGCAGGAGAGAGGAAUAUUGUUACUUUUGAAAUAUUGGUCUUAACAUUUAGCAAGCGCAGUUGACAUCCAAAAUAAUAAAUGAGGCCCAUUGGGUUAGCGAUUAAUUGUUAGCAUGUGAUUCACCCAGGGUGAAAUACCAAAUCAAGGAUGUUAGUCUGAUUAUGAACGAUGAGGAAGAUGUUAAAUCCAUGGCGGAAUAAUAGAAACAGUGGGGUGUCAUUGACUAAAGAAGGUUUGAACUUUGAGUAGCUGUAUUUUAACGCCUUGCAUAACGUAGAAAUUGUCUACAGAAGAUGUUGAUGAAUAUGAAAUAUAUUCAGUGCAUUGCAAACAUAAUCCUUUGUUUUCGCGUUAGUCAUCUUAGUGAUGCAGGUGUUUGAUCAAUACCAGUGAUUGACUUACUGAACUACAUCAGUUUUUGUUUUUUGUUUUUACAGGAAUGUAUCAGGGGUUUAACUCCUGUGCACAUCUGUAUACCUUGUACAAAUUCUAUAGUUAGAAAAGUAGUUGUCAGCCAAAUUACCUCCUGUUGCCAAGUGUUAUUGGGCUUAAGCAGGAGCAGAAAAUCUAGUUUGCUGACAAGUCACCAAUGCUUGUGUGUGUGUGUGUGUUAUGGGGCUUGGCGGCUGACUUUGGUUCUAGGCCUGGCUCUGGAUGUGGCUCAUUCUUUAUUUCCACUUUCAGGAAGGUUUUUAAGAGUAGAAUGAUGGGUCCUGUACUAAGCUGUCUUUACUUGUUUAUUCCUCUCGAUUUAAGGUGGCUAUUUCAUGGUGAUGCAAUGAAGUUGAUAGCCUGCAUUAUUUCUCUAUUUGAUACACAAUAAGCUUCAGAUGAAUGUAGUCCUUUUUGGCAUAAAACCACUUUUGAGAUUGAUCUUGUAAAUGUCGAUAUGUAGUAGUAGCUUUCUUUGAGCGAGUGCAUAUACAGAUUGUUUUUCUUAAUGUCUUGUUCUUUGUGCUGGGUUUAAUUUUCUUCUAAUGGUAUUAACUGUUUUUGUAAUAUGAGUACAUAAGUGUGUCAAUUGAUCUAAGAAAAGAUUUGUACUUUGUAAUUGACAAUUGGAUUGUGAGCCAGUUAUGUCAAAGGUGAACCGAAUACACCUGGACUUUUAGUGGUGGGAGUAUAAAUGCACUAUCCUUAAAUCUCCAGGAUUUUAAUCCUAAAAAGUUAAACAUGGAAAGGGGUUGCACAGAAUUGUUCAACUUGAGUGUAACUGUUUAAUUAUAGUGUUUGCUUUUCCUCAGAUUAGUCUGUUGUUGCAAUUGGAAAUGAACAAAAAAAAAUCAGUGAAGAUAAGAGUUGCAGCUUUUUAGGAUUUGGGGGAUAAAUCAUUAUAAAUGUCUGCUGCUUUUAGGGACUUGAUUACAGUGUGUUCUGUGUCUUGUAAUCAGUAGUUCAACUGUGUUUGUAUACUGUAUUAUGUGUGUUAGAGAAAUUGUAUUGGCUUCAGACUGCAUGGAACUAUUGUCACAAACCAAACCUCCAGUGCCUUAACUCGUUUCAGUAAAAACGGCAAAUAUUGUGAGCACAUCUAUUCGUCACACUAAACAUGGCUGAUUAAUUCUUUUGUCAAAAUCCAAUGUAUCAGUUUUUGACAUUGAAGACACUGGAUCUACUUGUGGUCCCUUGUUAUUUUAGGUACAGGGCUGGUUAAAGUGAAGCUUUAUGCCUGUGCGCAUGUUUGUCCGUUAUGUCUAUGACACAUUUUAUUCUCUUAGCUUGUCAAUGCAAUGUCAGUCUUGUAACCGAAUGCUGCGUUCACUCGCAAUCAUGAGAUUGCAGUUUUACGCCAAAUACACUGGUUUAUUAAGUGAUAAUGUGAUUUCUGAGUCUGAGAUGUCAAAAUAAAAAAAAAUAUUUUUAAACUUA
Messenger RNA from Pungitius pungitius (ninespine stickleback), 4871 nucleotides. It is a transcript of the gene larp4ab, whose product is annotated as La ribonucleoprotein 4Ab. Gene Ontology annotation, molecular function: mRNA 3'-UTR binding. Lineage: Eukaryota; Metazoa; Chordata; Actinopteri; Perciformes; Gasterosteidae. The transcript has 15 exons. The coding region runs from base 519 to 2744 and encodes 741 amino acids. Gene Ontology annotation, cellular component: cytosol; cytoplasmic stress granule. The record is from RefSeq and is a predicted model, not a curated record. Gene Ontology annotation, biological process: positive regulation of translation.